This is a messenger RNA of Chrysochloris asiatica (Cape golden mole), 1389 nucleotides long. It is a transcript of the gene RAB30, whose product is annotated as RAB30, member RAS oncogene family. The record is from RefSeq and is a predicted model, not a curated record. Gene Ontology annotation, biological process: Rab protein signal transduction. Bases 405 to 1016 code for a protein of 203 amino acids. Gene Ontology annotation, molecular function: GTP binding; GTPase activity. Lineage: Eukaryota; Metazoa; Chordata; Mammalia; Afrosoricida; Chrysochloridae. The transcript is spliced from 5 exons. Gene Ontology annotation, cellular component: trans-Golgi network.
AUAAUCUGUUGGCUCAGAUCUGCUGCUGCCACGCCCGUGCUUCUCGGGAUCUCUGAGUUCUGUUGCAGUUACCCUGUGCCUUUUCCCUUUCACCUAAAUGACCCUGAAAUGUGGCUGCUUUGAAAGGCUUUGCUGAAUGCAAAAUGGAUUUUCCUCCCAGCUCUUUGGGUAGAAGCUAGCUCAGGGAUUCUUAACUGCAGUGGGGAGGGUUGCCAGGUCUGGGCUGUGAUUGGAUUUUGCGGCCAGGGGUUUUCUGGUUUUCAUUAAAAUUCCCUGGCUGUCUUCCGGGUUUGCUCCACUGGAUAUGAUUGUGCCCUGGGGCUGGUUGUGCUGUGUUCUCUCAGCUACACACACCUAUGAAAUUACAGUGACACUGAGAUCCAGAGAAAAUAGACGCUGUGUAAAUGAGUAUGGAAGAUUAUGAUUUCCUGUUCAAAAUUGUUUUAAUUGGCAACGCUGGUGUGGGGAAGACGUGCCUAGUCCGACGAUUCACUCAGGGUCUUUUCCCCCCAGGUCAAGGAGCCACAAUUGGAGUUGAUUUUAUGAUUAAGACAGUAGAGAUUAAUGGUGAAAAAGUAAAGCUACAGAUCUGGGACACAGCAGGCCAAGAGAGAUUUCGGUCCAUUACCCAGAGUUAUUACCGAAGCGCCAAUGCCUUGAUCCUCACCUAUGACAUAACCUGUGAGGAAUCCUUCCGUUGCCUUCCUGAGUGGCUGCGAGAAAUAGAACAAUAUGCCAGUAACAAGGUCAUCACUGUGCUAGUGGGCAACAAGAUUGAUCUGGCUGAGAGGAGAGAGGUCUCUCAACAGAGAGCUGAAGAAUUCUCAGAAGCUCAAGACAUGUAUUAUCUGGAGACCUCGGCCAAGGAAUCAGAUAAUGUGGAGAAACUCUUCCUGGACUUAGCAUGCCGACUCAUCAGUGAAGCCAGGCAGAACACACUUGUGAACAGUGUAUCCUCACCCUUACCUGGAGAAGGGAAAAGCAUCAGCUAUUUGACUUGUUGUAAUUUCAACUAAAGAUUGAGGCAAGGAGAAGGAAGAGGAAUCAGCAGCUGCCCUGAUGGGCCACCAGUUACUAGGGGAUCUGGCAAUGACUAUGACUCCUGCUCUCAGACCUUCUGACUCCUGUGGGCUUCUGAGCUUACAAAGCAUGGCAGGCCAAGGGCCUUGUCUGCAGGCCAGCAUUAGCAGAACAUAAAAUGGUUUUACCCUUUUGCGGUCUGGAGUUGGAGCAAAGCAAAAAUUGCACUAGGCGCUCCAUGAUCUGCAGAGCAUGUUGCUUUUAUUUUUUUAAAAAGCAAGUAAGCGCAUUCCUGAACACAAUCCAGGGGGAAAUGUACUGUAGGAAUCCCUCCUGUGCACCGGUGGGAGCAUGUGGGGACUGUUCUUU